Molecule: messenger RNA, 2423 nt
Organism: Penicilliopsis zonata CBS 506.65
Lineage: Eukaryota; Fungi; Ascomycota; Eurotiomycetes; Eurotiales; Aspergillaceae
Exons: 3
Coding region: 291-2102 (603 amino acids)
Biological process (GO): lysyl-tRNA aminoacylation
Cellular component (GO): cytoplasm; cytosol
Molecular function (GO): lysine-tRNA ligase activity; ATP binding; tRNA binding
Source: RefSeq, a predicted model, not a curated record
GGGAGGGAGAAAGACAGGACAAUAGGAAUGAAAAGAAUAGAAAAGAGAUUCUCCGAGUCAAUCAGGUGGCAUUGGGCGUAGAAUUUGCCGCUUGGCAAGGGUUUCAGGAGCCAGUUCGGUGGUGCUGGUGGUUGUUAGGAGUUCAGAUGAGUCAAACCCGAAAUUUCGAGCAGAGACUCCCGUAGUCGUACCCACCAAGCACUCUCUUUCUUCUUGAAGAUAAUUCCGGAACUCCAACCCCUCAUCAGACCAUCUACAACAGGCGAACCGGUCGAUUGCAAGCACACACAAUGGCCGACAACGCAGUUCAGGAUGCCGAGGCCUCCAUGGCCAAUCUUUUGCUCGAUGAGGUCACGGGCGAGAAAGUCUCCAAGAGCGAGCUGAAGCGCCGCCAGAAGCAGCGUGAGAAGGAGGCCAAGAAGAAGGAGAAGGAGGCUGCUGCGCCGGCCAAGGCGGAGAAGAAGGUCUCUGCUGAAGAGGAGGAGGCGAACCUUACCCCCAACCAAUACUUUGAGAUCCGCAGCAAUCGAAUCAACAAGCUCCGCAGCACCAAGCAGCCCGAUCCGUAUCCUCACAAGUUCCAGGUGACGGCCGACCUGCGUGAAUACCUGAAGGAGUAUGAGAGCCUCGCUAAGGGCGAGACCAAGCCCGAGGUCAGCGUCAGCAUUGCCGGCAGAGUCUACACCAAGCGCUCCUCCGGUGCCAAGCUGAUUUUCUACGAUAUCCGGGCGGAGGGUGUCAAGGUCCAGGUCGUGUGCCAGGCGCAGAACGUCAAGGGCGACGUCGAUUUUGAAGCCCAGCACGAGAACCUCCGACGAGGCGAUAUUGUCGGUAUUGUCGGCUUCCCCGGCCGCAGUAACCCCAAGAACAGAGCCGACGGAGAGCUGUCCAUCUUUGCCACAGAGGUUGUCCUGCUGGCGCCGUGCCUGCAUGCCAUCCCCACGGAGCACUUUGGCUUCCAGGACAAGGAGCAGCGCUUCCGCCAGCGCUACCUCGACCUGAUCAUGAACGACCGCUCGCGCAACGUCUUCGUCACCCGCUCCAAGAUUGUCAAGUACGUGCGUGAUUUCCUGGACAACCGUGACUUCGUCGAGGUGGAGACGCCCAUGAUGAACGCGAUUGCGGGCGGUGCCACCGCGAAGCCCUUUGUGACCCACCACAACGACCUGGACAUGAACCUCUUCAUGCGUGUCGCUCCCGAGCUGUACCUGAAGAUGCUGAUUGUCGGUGGCCUUGAGCGUGUGUACGAGCUGGGCCGCCAGUUCCGUAACGAGGGUAUCGACCUGACCCACAACCCGGAGUUCACCACCUGCGAGUUCUACUGGGCCUACGCCGACGUUUAUGAUGUCAUGAACCUGACCGAGGAGCUGGUCUCGGGACUCGUCAAGCACAUCACUGGCGGCUACGAAACCACCUUCCACACCCAGACGGGCGAGGUCUACAACGUGAACUGGAAGGCUCCCUGGAGGCGCGUGGAGAUGAUCCCCGCUCUGGAGGAGGCGACCGGCGAGAAGUUCCCGCCGGGCGACCAGCUGCAUACCGCGGAGACCAACGAGUUCUUGAAGCGCGUGCUGAAGAAGACGGGCGUCGAGUGCUCCCCGCCGAUGACCAACGCCCGCAUGCUCGACAAGCUGGUCGGUGAGUUCAUCGAGGAGACCUGCGUCAACCCCACCUUCAUCACCGGUCACCCGCAGAUGAUGUCCCCCCUGGCCAAGUACCACCGCCAGAACGUCGGUCUGUGCGAGCGCUUCGAGGCCUUUGUCUGCAAGAAGGAGAUCGUCAACGCCUACACCGAGUUGAACGAUCCCUUCGACCAGCGCCUGCGCUUCGAGGAGCAGGCUCGCCAGAAGGAGCAGGGUGAUGACGAGGCACAGCUCAUCGACGAGAACUUCUGCACGAGUCUGGAGUACGGUCUCCCCCCGACCGGCGGCUGGGGUAUGGGUAUCGACCGUCUCGUCAUGUUCCUCACGGACAACUACAGCAUCAAGGAGGUCCUGGCCUUCCCCUUCAUGAAGGACGACAAGACCGCCCACGAUAACAAGCCGGCAGCUGAGGUUGUCGGCAUUGAGCCCAAGCCCGAGGAGGGAAUUCCCCACAAAUAGAUGCAGCGUUUGACACAGCAUUGAUGCUCAGACAUAAGAAUCAUGAUGAACAACACUAUUAAAAACAGGUUCUAUAAGCAAUAUGCAUGAAUGAAAUUAAAAUGAAGUUAUUCCCAGGGCUUGAUUAACAAUGGAGCCUUGAAAAAGAAAAUUAAUGCUAGAAAGCAGAUUUAUUAAGCUGUCUUUAGCUGAUUCUAUGCUUCUGCUUAUACUUUUAUAAAACUUGUAGUCACUAUUCACUGCUCCCUUUAUACUAGUGCUUAUUAAAGAUUUCUUCUUGAUAUGCAUGCAGCCAUUGUCUGACAAAGAGGUCAUCUGCCG